CGCAGCUCACAUUUCAAAAUCCUCCCGAGCUACCGAAUCACUCCAUAGCUACCUGCCUAUCUUGCCUACGUCCCUAACUAAAAGUCCAGCGACGCAUCCUUCAAUCAUCAUCUUGUGGCUAUUCUCCAUCGAUUCUAUCACAAUGAAAUAGCCAGGCUGCUUAGAUUGCCAUACAAUGGUCCCCCAACGCACUCCUCAGCAGUGCUGCUGCCUCUCCAACCCUGACCAACCUGAGAGAGGCAAACCCAUACACAUCGCUAGAGAUUUCCCAAUCGAAGCUCUUGCCUUUUUCCGAGACUUUGGUGAUGACGAUGUAAUCGAAAUAGAACCUCCAGCAAAGCGCCGCAAACAUGAUGACGAGCCUCCCAUCGAGCUACACCAGGCCGAACUUGUCAUCUCAAGGAAACAACAAUCUUGCUCAGCACCAGAACACUCUUUCACAAGGUUGAUAGAUGGAGACUGCAUUAGGUUACACGAGUCCCGGGAACCCACCACGACAGCCCUUCUCCUGGGGCGGCCUCCUGAGGAUGGCUCGUUUUCGCUAUCGAUAGACAUGCCUAAAGGCAUACCCCAGGACAUAUCUGCCUUGAUCAACUUCAGCGACUCACUUUCCCGAAAACGCCAGGCCGGCAGGAUCAGACUCAAGAGCGAACUGUACUUUGCUGCUCAGAGCGAACAAGUGACCCUCCGUUUCAGGUUCACGCUGUUAUGGCAAUCAAUCACAACUUCCAAUGCCCUGCGCUCAUCUAGAGAACUUGUCCAUGCCCAUGAAGCGAGGCGAGCAAUCCUAUCAGCAGUACUUCCUGGCCUGCCCGUCGAGACUUCAGAGGGAUCACCUCAGGAAUUCUACAAAGCCGCACAUUCUACCAAGCCGGAGAUCUUCAACAUGUCCAUACAAGGACUCAAAGCCGUCUUAUAUCCUUUCCAGAGACGCGCCGUUCGAUGGUUGUUGGGCCGAGAAGGUGUACGCUGGGAAGCUGGAAGUGCCGCUUGGGCGACCGUUGCAUCUUAUGAAGCCCCUCGGCAAGUGCCACCUGGCUUCACCGAGCUCCGGGAUAUGCAUGGAAACAGUUUUUACGCCAGCGACUUACUGGAUGUGGCCACCCGUGACAUUGACUCGAUCCCAUACAGAGUAGACGCCAUCAAAGGAGGUAUCCUGUCCGAGGAAAUGGGGCUGGGCAAAACCCUGGAAAUGAUCGGCCUCAUUCUUCUUCACUCGGCACCUCCAGGUUCUGUUGUAGGAGUGGGUGAUAACGCGCAGCAACCCGAAUUGAGGCGUACUGGCGCUACUUUGAUCAUAACUCCCACAACUCUGCGCGCGCAAUGGGUUGCGGAGUUGAAAAGGCACGCACCUUCCUUGAGCGUCAUGAUUUAUCAGGGCAUGAAACAGUCGUGCGUUAACAGAAAGAAGUCGAUUGACGCACAAAGUGAAUCGGCAAUGCUCGAAAAGUUCAUGUCUCAUGAUGUGGUCAUCAUGACUUAUCAUGAACUAAGAGCUGAGAUACAUUUUGCUUCACCGCCCCCGGAUAGAUCUCGAAGACGAGAGAGAAAGUAUACCCGCCCACUCUCGCCUCUGGUGCAGUGUUUGUGGUGGCGAGUGUGUCUAGACGAGGCACAAGAGGUCGACUCGGGCGUGAGUAAGGCCGCCAUCCUCGCCCGGACGAUACCCCGGGUGAACGCCUGGGCAAUAACAGGCACUCCUAUAAAGGAUGACAUUAUGGACCUCAAGGGGUUGCUCAUGUUUCUGCACUGUGAACCCUUCACACAUUCUAGUAUAUGGGGAGAGCUCGUCCGUCGCAAAAGUGACUUCCACGCUAUAUUCAACACGCUUGCCCUUCGCCACUCAAAGCAGCUUGUCAGGGACGAACUUGAUUUGCCUCUGCAGAAACGAUAUGUGAUCAACAUCCCCUUCAAUGCGGUCGAGGAUCAGUAUUACCAGAGGCUCUUCCGCCGGUUGGUGAAGAAUUGUGAUCUCAAUGAGCAAGGAGAGCCCAUGGUCGAUGAUUGGGACCCCAAGGACUACACGGCUGUCAUGCGGAACUGCCUGGAUACACUACGCAAGGCAGCCCUUCACCCACACGUGGGAGCUGGGAACCAAGUGCUACCUCGAAAUCCUCUCCGGACCGUAAUGCAAGUCCUUGACCACAUGCUACUAGAAGCCGGAAGCAGUCUCAUUACCAAGCAACGUGCUCUCCUGGUCAACAAGAUCACCCAGGGUCAACUACUUGAAAACAGCCCCCGGAAGAAAGAGGCUUUGGAAAUUUGGCAGCAAGUCCUCAAAGAAACGGAACCUCUGGUGAAAAAUGUGCGACAAGAACUGAAUGAACAUCAGAAAUACGUCGAGAAGGAACGGAAGGAACGGCAAAAACUGGAAAAGCUUGUGAAAGCGAAAGCCGCCGAGAAAUCAGAUAGCGACUCGGAUUCGCACUCGGACUCUUCGUCCUCCAGCGCAGCUUCUUCUCUUUCCGAGUCCUCGUCUCCGGAAGCUGAGAGUCUUGUGGUGCGCUUGGAUAAGGUACGGCGGAAGUUGAAAUCACUUCUCGACAUCCAGUCUGAGAUGCAAAGAAAAUUGAGAUCACUCCUCGAGAUCGAGCACAAGGUUGUCUUUUUCAUUGGCAAUGCGUACUUCCAGAUCAAGAGCGACGAGGACAUGACCGAGCCUGACUCGGAAGAGUUUAAGCAACUUGCUGGACUCGAGGACCAAUAUUACUCUCGUGCGAAGAAGAUACGUCAAGAGAUACUGCAGGAAGCCAACCACAAAGCCACGCGUAUGAUGAACCGAAUUGAAGCUCGGGCAAAGAAGCAGGAUUUUGCCGUCAUCCCGGAGCUGAGAUGUGACUUGAGGCCUGGCGUUGAGACCAUGUCUAUUGUCGAUAGGGUUCAAGUGCUAUGCGAGACUCUGAACGAUCAAGCCAAUUGGUUGGAUGAAUGGCGUGAGCGGCUCAUUGGACUUGUAUGCAAGCCAUUGAUUGACGAAGAAGAAGAGGUGACUGGCGACGAAUACGGUGACUCUACCAAGGUUCAAGAGGAGAUUAUCGUAUAUGUUCAAGUCAUCAGGGCCACAAUAGCCGAUCGUCUAGCAGCCGUGUCCGGGCAACAGGUCUCGAAGCUUGUCAUUGACGAGACGCGAGUCUCUCUUGCUAACGCUGCGAAAGGGAAAGGCCCUGCCCCAGAGCUGCUGAUUGAGUUGCUUGCAUCUCGCGACAAGAUCGCACCGGGACCGGGUUCGGACUCUAUAAGGGGAUUCCUUGGGGAGCUGAGGAGUCUGGCGACAUCGCUGAGGUCGCAAAGCUCUGGGCGGGCGCAGCUGGAGUUGAGCAUUGUCGAGAAACUUCAAAAGUCGCUUUCCGACCAGUCUUGGGACCAGACCAAGGCUCUCAAUGCCUUAGAGUCGGAGAUUGACAGGUUCACAACAAUUAUGAACGCCCGCGUUGAUUAUUAUCGACAACUUCAGGCUAUCUCAGAUGAUGUUUCGCCAUUUGAUGUUAUACUCGACAAAGACGGCGAGAGGGAUGAAGCCGCCAUGACACAUGCUAUGCAUGUCUUGAAGAAUGAGGAGGAAAGGCUCGCUCAAAUAGUGGAAAAGGUUGGCACUGAACAUCGCUACCUGAUUAAUCUGAAGAAUGCUGGUGACAAAGAGGAAUCUCGCAUUUGUCCCAUUUGCCAGACCGAGAUAACCAAUGGGGUUAUGACCAUGUGCGGUCACCAGUUCGAUAAGGAUUGUCUAUUGGAAUGGUUAAAACGGGCCCCUAAUUGUCCCACAUGUAAACGCGGGGUGCAACGGUACCAGCUUCACCCAUUUGUCCUCAAGACUCGAGACCUAAAGCUUGUCGAGAACGAUGGCGAAAAUGGAGAUGACUCGACGCCUACUGAGGCAAACAGUGGCCAUCAGCCCACGAGAAGUGAGACGCAGGCUGGAAAUGGCAUAUAUGCGACUUUCAAUUCCCAAAAACUGGCUCAGAUCCAGUCCGUGGAGCUGGUACACCCUUCCUUUACGACAAAGGUCGACGCAAUUGUCCGGCAUAUUCUGUGGCUGAGACUGAGCGAACCCGGCGCCAAGUCAAUCAUUUUCUCGCAGUACACAGGCUUCUUUGGUGUUCUUUCGGCGGCCUUUACGAAAUACCAGAUUGGAUUCUCGUCCAUCGGCGAGCACAACGGCAUAGAGCGUUUCAAACAAGAGGCCGGGAUCGAAUGCUUUUUCUUGCACGCUCGCGCGCAGUCGAGCGGCCUGAACCUCGUCAACGCGAACCAUGUCAUUCUCUGCGAGCCACUGCUCAACACGGCCCUCGAGCUGCAGGCGAUUGCGCGCGUGGACCGGAUCGGUCAAAAACAGGACACCACGGUGUGGUUGUAUAUGGUUGAAGGCACCGUCGAGCCGACGAUUUACAACCUGUCGGUGCAGAGGCGUCUGGAGCACAUGGACCGCGUCAUGAAAGAAAACGCGGAUGACGGCUGUUUCAUGGACGAAAAGGCAGUCGAGGCGGCCAACUCAUUGGAGAUGCAGCAGGCGAGUUUGACCAAGCUGAUGCGCAAGGAGAAGGGCACUGCAGCCGGCGAAGAGAUUCCUGCCGAUGAUCUUUGGACGUGCAUAUUUGGGCAUGUCAAAAAGGCUGAGAACGAUGGAGAGGAAGAGGAAGAGGACAGGUUGCGGAAUGAUGUUGUGGUCAGGAGAAGAUUGUUGGGUGAUGCUGUGGAACAAAGAAUGGACGAUGAUGAGUGAGUGGAGUAGUGAUACAAGGGAAAACAGCACAGGGGAAAACGGUUACCCUCAUUGUCGCCAUUCACUUGUUGCCAAGCACAAGGAACAGCUUCUGGAAUAUUGUUUUUAUACUAUGGUGCUCUGGGCAAAAGUAACAGGCAGCGAGGCGUCUGUGAUAACUGAAUAUAUUAGGCAGGCUUAUUUGGGUCUGAAGUGCUCUUUAAAUCAAUACUAUCAAUACUUGUGAUUUUGGGACAUAAAUGUCAUAGUCAACACUUGCUCAG
Messenger RNA from Pyricularia oryzae 70-15, 4983 nucleotides. RefSeq names its product ATP-dependent DNA helicase. The record is from RefSeq and is a predicted model, not a curated record. Lineage: Eukaryota; Fungi; Ascomycota; Sordariomycetes; Magnaporthales; Pyriculariaceae. Gene Ontology annotation, biological process: protein polyubiquitination; DNA damage response. The transcript is spliced from 3 exons. Gene Ontology annotation, molecular function: ATP-dependent chromatin remodeler activity; ubiquitin protein ligase activity; ATP binding. Gene Ontology annotation, cellular component: nucleus. The coding region runs from base 176 to 4720 and encodes 1514 amino acids.